Molecule: messenger RNA, 336 nt
Organism: Annulohypoxylon maeteangense
Lineage: Eukaryota; Fungi; Ascomycota; Sordariomycetes; Xylariales; Hypoxylaceae
Product: reactive mitochondrial oxygen species modulator 1-domain-containing protein
Exons: 5
Coding region: 1-336 (111 amino acids)
Biological process (GO): protein import into mitochondrial matrix; protein insertion into mitochondrial inner membrane
Cellular component (GO): TIM23 mitochondrial import inner membrane translocase complex
Source: RefSeq, a predicted model, not a curated record
AUGCCGCCUAUGCCAGCGAAUCGUGGCCCUCAAGGCCCUUCUACCGUCGACAAGCUAAAGAUGGGAGCUUUGAUGGGCGGUACUGUCGGUGUCAUAAUUGGCUUUCUUUACGGGACUGUCAGUAUUUUCAGAUAUGGACCUGGUCCAAAUGGUAUAUUUCGAACACUAAGCCAGUAUAUGCUUGGAUCUGGCGCCACAUUCGGAUUUUUCAUGUCGAUUGGAAGUGUAAUACGAACGGACGCAUCCCCCAUAGCGGUUGAAGCGUUUGCGCGAGCUCAACGACGACCUUUCAUUAUGCCCCCAAGAUCGGACGCAUAUCGAUCUCGGAAUCAAUAA